AUGCCGGCCCCCACAGAUGUACAUGGAGUGAAGCGGCUAUGUGGAAUGAUUCAGUAUCUGGCUAAGUUUCUGCCCAACCUUGCUGGUGAUUUGCAACCCAUUCGAGAGCUGACCAAGAAGGAUGUGGAGUGGAACUGGUCAACAGAGUGUCAAGAAGCAUUCCAGAAGGUCAAGGAAAAGAUCACAAACACUCCUUUGCUCGCAUACUUUGACUCGAACAAGGAGCUACUAUUGCAAGUAGACAGCAGUAAAGAUGGACUCGGAGCGGCACUGAUGCAAGAUGGCAAACCAAUUGAAUACGCCUCAAGAGCACUGACUCCUGCUGAACGGAAUUGGGCACAAAUUGAAAAAGAAACCCUAGCUGUGGUGUUCGGUCUUGAACGAUUUGACCAAUAUACGUAUGGAAGAAAAGUCAUAGUACAGAAUGACCACAAGCCUCUGACCUCAAUCCUGAAGAAACCUCUGAGCCAGACCUCAAAACGACUACAAGCACUGAUGCUACGAGUUCAUCGCUAUGACAUUGAAUUUCACUACAUUCAAGGAAGUCAACUCGUUAUUGCCGACACCCUCAGCCGAGCUUUUCUUGAUAUUCCUGACGCACAGGUGAGAGUCAUGAAAGUAAACGCUUUGAAAGGAGUGCCAGAUGAGCGAAUCCGGGAGGUACAAGCGGCUACCGCACAGGACCAAUGUAUGCAGUCCCUGUUGAGCACUAUAAAAGAUGGUUGGCCAGAAAGCAAGAAGGACGUACAAAAUGAUCUGAGGCCAUAUUUUGAUGUGCGAGACACAUUGAGCCAUCAAAAUGGAAUUAUCCUAAAGGGAGAAAGAAUAGUUAUCCCAGCAUCGCUCCGUGACACCACAAAGAAACGAUUGCACUCUGCACAUUUGGGAUACGAUAGUAUGAUGAGACGAGCUCGAGACACCAUAUUUUGGCCCGGAAUGGCAAAAGAAGUACGACAGCUAGCAGAGAACUGUGAGGCUUGCCAGCAAUACAAACCACAAAACCAGAAAGAGCCAUUAAAACAGUACGAGGAAGGACAAGUACCUUGGAAUAAGGUUGGAAUUGACCUUUUCGAGAUCAAGGGAAGAGAUUAUCUAGCCACGGUUGACUAUUUCUCGGGUUUCAUAGAAGUUGACCACCUAAGCACUGCCACAAGUAAACAGAUAAUCACCAAACUCAAAGGACAUUUUGCAAGAUAUGGCAUACCAAGUGAAAUGGUAACUGAUUGUGGUUCACAAUUUAUUUCCUCCGAGUUCAAGACCUUCACCAAACACUGGGGAAUUAAGCAUGUAACAUCGUCACCCCUCCAUCACCAAUCGAAUGGAAAAGCGGAAGCUGCGGUUAAAACUAUAAAGCUAAUGAUGAAGAAGUCACUGCGGGACAACACUGAUCAAUAUGAGGCUUUACUCGAACUGAGAAACACGCCACGCCAGGGUACUGGACAAAUCCAGCUAAAAUGAUGUUUGAUCGAGCAACACAAUCAUUCCUACCAGCCAUAUCGAACACAAAAUCAGAACGGGCGAGAAAUGCAACACAGAAGAGAGCCAGACACCGCCUUCUGGUUAAGCAAAGUUAUGACAAAGGCGCUCGAGACCUGAAACAACUGUCACCUGGGCAGCCGGUGUACUACCAACACACAGAAGGAAAGAAGUAUGACUGGAGAAGAGGAAAAGUACGUGCCAAACAUAGUGAACGAUCGUAUAUCAUUGAAGGAAAGAAUGGUGUAUAUAGAAGAAACCGAGUUCAUAUACGCCCCACGACAAGUGAAGUGAACAAAGAUAACAGUAAAGACAACAAGGGAGAAGCAGAGGUACAAGCAAGACCACAACGAGCAAGACAAAAGCCCCACUGGACGAAAGACUAUACAGUAUGUUAAAGUUUUAUUACAAUAUUAAUGAUUGAGAUAGACAUUAGAUAUAUACUGUAGGUAUUCGGAAUUUAUUCGGACACGAUACAGAAACUUAUAGUAAUCUGCAGUCUAGCAUCAAAGGAACUAUCACAGUACAUUCACUUUUAGUGGUUAUAUAUAUAUAUAUAUAUAUAUAUAUAUAUAUAUAUAUAUAUAUAUAUAUAUAUAUAUGCCUUUUUGUAAAAAUAGGGAGAUGUUGAUAUUUGGUUUUGAGCCCGUAGUCGGGAGUCCUAGCGGGCGCGCAUGCGUAAGUUGUUGUUCUUAAAAAGCAUGGCGUGAAGGCCGCCUUUUAGUAUUAAACUAGAACUUAAUUCAGCUUAAUACAGACUUGUAGUCCUUUUAACAUAUAUGGCUAGUCGUAUCGUGUAGAUGGGCCUUUAGGGAUGCUUUACGUGCUUAUGUGAUGGAAGGCGGGGUGAGGCAGCACUUUCUUUGCGAUAGUAACUUCUAGUCUACAGUAACCACUGGGCAGAAUUUGGUUACACCCGUUUAGCUUUUACGUGUAGACCACGGUUUACCGCGGGGAAACGGGUAGAAAUUACGGGUAAAAAUGCUGACAUCAGACUGAAAAAUUCUAUGUUUGAAUAUAAUUAGACCAUAUAGGUUUAGUACAAAAAGAUUAUUUUAAUAACUAUGCUUCAGGUUAAAAGUAACUAAAGAUAUAAAACUUUAAAAACAAUUGUUUCGAAGGAAUGUUGACGAACAUAUACUGUAUAUAUAGAAUCGAGUCGAGUACGUCAUUGGAAUUGGGUUAGGUCUGCACG
Paramuricea clavata is the source of this 2671-nucleotide messenger RNA. The record is from the annotation of a GenBank genome assembly. NCBI's taxonomy places the organism in Eukaryota, Metazoa, Cnidaria, Anthozoa, Malacalcyonacea, Plexauridae.